AUAGUCACUUAGUCAAAUGCCGCUCGUCGAGUCGGCUGCUUGUCCUGUCAGUCCGCACCGCAGGCGUUAAGCUGUCAGAAGAACCGUCGCGACGCAUCCAGAGGGCAGCGACGCCGUCUCCUCGUGCUCCUUCAGGAAUGUCGUAGUGGUGUGUCGUCCCGUCCGAGGAAGACUGCGCGUGGCCGUCGACAAGAACCGACCCUUUCCGAGGGUGAGUUCGACGCGCCGCCCUUAUCUAAGCCCCCACCACGGCGCGGCGCUGAAGCAGACAGCAUCGCGGCGCCGACGAGUUCGUACGGCACCUGCACCAAUCACGGCCACAUCAUAACUUCAUAUUCCGACAUGAGUGCUUCUUGUAGUUAGGUGGUAAACUGGUGACGAUUCAGUGAACUGUGAUUGUGAUGUCUCGCAGGAAGCAAGCGAGGCCCAGCCGCCUCCUCGAGGACGACGACGCUCCGGCCUUCCCCGCCGCUGCGGGCCUCGAUGAAGCAUCGCCAUGUAUGGACCGGGAUAUGUCGCUGACAUCGUCACAAGACCUACCUGAAGUACUGAUGUGUCAGCGAUGUCAAGAACAGUUCACCGACGUUGAAGAAUAUCUCACGCACAAGGCCGAAUGUGAGAAGAAGGCAAUCAAGCACGACGAUCCGGCUCACUCUGACCCCGAGGACAUGGUGGUUUCCGAAGAGGACGACGAAGAUGACGACGCAGGCGGCAAACGUUUGGAACGUAUGCGACGUCAUCGACAGGACGCCGCCAAUAACAACAGUGUCGAAGAAAACUCCCCUGAGGACACCAGCCCCAGGCUGUCUUUCCCCAUCCCAAUCCCGUCGGCACCGGGCCAUGUGACGUUGGAAGCCCUUCAGAACACUAAAGUGGCAGUUGCGCAAUUCGCAGCGACGGCAAUGGCCAACAAUACGGACAACGAAGCGGCUCUCCAAGAACUAGCAGUGUUGCAGUCAACACUCUUCACCCUCCAGCACCAACAAGUGUUGCAGUUACAACUCAUCAAUCAGCUGCAACAGCAGUUGCAGAUUGACAGAUCUAAAGCUGCAAGUCCCGUCUCGCCCCCACCUUCCGAAAACGGGGAAAAUGCCCCGGCUGAAGCUUCGCCACCCCCACAAAAUUUGCCCGUUUCAAGGGAACCAACCCCAACUCCCAUAAUACAGCCCCCACAACCCAUCGUACAAGAACCAUCCGAGAACCAAACGACUGAAAUGAAUGUUCCUUGCUCUCUACCUCUGCAGUCGCAGCACUGUUCCAUAUCAUCAUCACUAGCUUCAACUAUAAUCACUCACAAUAACGAACCACCUUCAUUAGACGAACCAAAUACGUUAGAAAUGUUGCAAAAGAGAGCUCAAGAGGUCUUAGAUAACGCCAGUCAGGGGUUAUUGGCCACAAAUCUGGCCGACGAACUGGCCUUUAGGAGAAACAAAGGCUCGUUAUCGCCUUAUGACUCCAAAGGGCGGAACGAACCGUUCUUCAAACACCGGUGUCGGUACUGCGGAAAAGUCUUCGGCUCUGACUCGGCCCUGCAAAUACAUAUCCGUUCCCACACGGGAGAACGCCCCUACAAGUGCAAUGUUUGUGGUAGUCGGUUUACCACGAAAGGUAACCUGAAAGUACAUUUUCAAAGACAUAGUGCAAAGUUUCCUCAUAUCAAAAUGAACCCGAAUCCGGUCCCGGAACACCUAGACAAGUAUCAUCCACCGCUCUUAGCUCAAUUAGGACAACAGCCCUCGCUGUCGCCGGGCGGUCCCCCACCACAUAUGGGUUUUCCCGGAGGUCACCCCUUCCCACCCACCUCAUUGCCCCUGUACCGACCCCACGGCCCCCCGCCCGAUUUGCUAAACAGUCGGCUGCAACCUUCACCGCACAGGCCUCAAGACCCGCCGCAAAGGCUCUUCCCACCGCAUCCCCUUUUCAUGAAGCGAGAGGAACAAGAGGCUCCUGAGAAUCUCACCAAACCGGCAAGAUCGCCAACUCCCGUGCGAGACACUCACUGCAAAUCGGAAAUUUCCGACGAAAAACGCGAAUAUGACGAUGCACAAUCCAACGUUCCUCAGAUAACACCAAAACAAGAACCAAACGACGAAGGCGAACACGAACCUGAGCGAUACUCCUCUCCGGCGCCCUACGACGAAUGCAGCAUCGACAGCAAGUACAGCAACGAGGACACGCUGGGAGCGCGAAGCCCGGGAGGAGACCAUUCGGAGAAUAUGCAAGAUGAGCCUGAGAAUCUCUCGAAUAAGAGCAAUUCCAUAACAGUUCCUUUGAGCAUUUCCACGGGUCAGAGAUUGCCUGCGAACUUUUCGUUCGGACAAGUGAAUUCGCCGCCGAGUAGUACAUCGUCGGGAAGCUUAGGCCAAUUUCCAGCAACGCCAGUGAUCGAUCCAGCCAAAGACCCCGCUAUCUACUCGAAUUUAUUGCCACGGCCAGGGAGCAACGACAAUUCAUGGGAGAGUUUGAUAGAAGUGACAAAAACGUCGGAAACCAGCAAACUCCAACAGCUUGUUGACAAUAUCGAACAUAAACUUUCCGAUCCGAAUCAGUGUGUGAUAUGUCAUCGAGUGUUGUCGUGCAAGAGCGCCUUACAGAUGCAUUAUCGAACUCACACCGGCGAACGGCCGUUCAAAUGUAAGAUUUGUGGACGGGCUUUCACCACCAAGGGCAAUCUCAAGACACACAUGGGGGUGCACAGGGCCAAGCCCCCGAUGCGGGUGCUGCACCAGUGCCCGGUCUGCCACAAAAAGUUCACCAAUGCGCUUGUUCUGCAACAACAUAUCCGCCUUCACACGGGUGAACCCACUGAUCUCACUCCCGAGCAGAUUCAAGCGGCUGAAGUGAAAGACUUUCCGUCGCCGGGAGGAUUCCCUUCGAUUCAUAAUUCCAUUAAUCCAUUCCUAGGGCAAGGGUUUGCCGUUCCGGGGCUGUCGCCCUUAGGUCACACACUCUCGAUGAAUCACAAAUAUGAAAAAAUCGAUAAAGAGGAACACGAAUCGAUGGACGACGAUGAUGACGACGACGAUGACAUGAGCAACUCCGAAAAUCAAAACCCGAGGUUUACUUCCUCGCCAGAUAUGCAAGGAGUGCCGACUAGCAUGGCUUCCCAGUUGUCAAUGAGUGGUUUAAGUUGCUCUGCCGAAGAUUUAUGUUCUACUAGGACUGCGGCUUCGGCUUCGCCGAUGCAAAAUGGGGAGAAAUCGCCUUGCCAAUCUGGAAUCACAAGUCCAGGCAGUUCGGAGAUUCGAGCUUCGCCAAACCGCGUCACAACGACACCCGUCCAGGUUCCACGUCCACCUUCCUCUCAACAUGCCGGCAGUCCGACUCCUUCCGAGUGCAAUUCUUUGGGUGCUUUAGACUUAACCCCUCGAACUAACCAGCCUUUGAUAACGAGUCCGGGUCCCAGUCCCGGCCCGCCACCGGCUUUGUUUUCAACGUUCGGAUUGAUACCACCAGGUCAAGGUUCCACUCCUUUGAUGUCAUCGGCACUUUCAUCUUUGACGUCGUCUGUUUUGACAUCCACAGCGUUCAGUCCAUUGCGUUUAGCCGUUGGACCAACAGGCCGUGGGAACACCACCUGUAACUUGUGUUUCAAGACGUUCGCUUGCAACUCUGCCUUGGAGAUUCAUUACAGGAGUCACACGAAAGAACGUCCUUUUAAAUGCAGUAUCUGCGAUAGAGGCUUCUCGACCAAGGACGGAUGUGUAUGCAGAGAGAGGCGUAUCCAGGAUGAAGCGGAGCCUUGGAAGGCAAGCAAAAGGAAACCGGCUUCUCGCAAGUCAAUACCAUCGGUACUUCCGCUACCGAUGAGCCCUGGAUACGCCUCAAACUGGAUGCAUAUCGCGGGCAACAUGAAGCAACACAUGCUUACACAUAAAAUAAGGGACAUGCCUCAACACAUGUUUGAGAAUAAACCGCCGAUAAGCGGAGAUGAAAACUCGCAACAAUCCCAACAAAACUUACCUCAAAGGGAAGUUCAACCCAGCGAAAACGAACAACCCAAUCCACCCUCACAACCUUCUAUAUCUGAACAAAACAAAGAGCAACCGGUUAAAAGGGAACCCACCGAGACGGAACUACCCUUGCCCAAACGUCCACCCAGCUUACAGGCAAGUAAGCACUUGUGCCACGUAUGCAAUAAGAACUUCUCGUCCAGCUCGGCCUUGCAGAUACACAUGCGUACGCACACGGGCGAUAAGCCGUUCAGAUGCACCGUGUGCCAGAAGGCCUUCACCACCAAGGGGAACCUCAAGGUACAUAUGGGAACGCAUAUGUGGAGCAACGGGGCGUCGCGACGCGGCCGUCGCAUGUCCCUCGACCUCCCUCCCAUUCCCAUGACACCCAAGGAUUCCGAAUUUCUGCAACGGAGGCCCGACCUUUUUUAUCCGUACCUACCGGCCCCAUUCCUUAACGGCAUGCAGCAGAAGCUGAACGAAAUGUCAGUUAUACAGAAUAACCAGAACGGGAUGAGCGCGGCGGGCAAGUACAGCGGGCUUCUCGGCUUCGGCUACCCUCCGCCGGAGGCGCUGCGGUCGCAGGGCGGCUCCCCCGACCGGCCCGAGAGGCCCCCGAGCCGCGACCCGGAGUCCCGGAGCCUGUGGGACCUCCACUUCGAGCGAAAAUCAGCCCCGGAAGCCCCGCGAGAGGAGCUGCUGCCCGCGAGCAGGGAGGGUUUGGCGGCCUGAAAAUUCGGUGUUCCUAUUUCAACUAGUCUAAGAGCGGAUCGGGGCAAUGCAUACUGUGAUACAUCAGCCGUAAAAGCUGCAAGGACAGCGACUAAUACUGCUGUGUUUUCUUAGAGUUAUUUUCAUUAGAGCCUGUAUUAUAGCUAAGUGUAUAUGACUAUAACUCGUAUAUCGUUUGCUGUGUUAUAUUACGUGUCGAGGACACUGGCGAUGCCAGUUACUAGCUUUACAACACCCUGUACAUAAAUAGGACUAAAUGCAUUUGAGAAUCAUUGUACCGUAUGUUAGAUGUUGUCCAUGAGUUUGUUAAACCUGCUUAGCAGGGCACGUGGCAUUCUAUGUAUAUAUCACUCUGUACGAUGAGACUGUUUCAUAUUA
Tribolium castaneum (red flour beetle) is the source of this 5063-nucleotide messenger RNA. RefSeq names its product homeotic protein spalt-major. Lineage: Eukaryota; Metazoa; Arthropoda; Insecta; Coleoptera; Tenebrionidae. Gene Ontology annotation, cellular component: nucleus. The transcript has 9 exons. Gene Ontology annotation, molecular function: DNA-binding transcription factor activity, RNA polymerase II-specific; RNA polymerase II cis-regulatory region sequence-specific DNA binding. Bases 402 to 4685 code for a protein of 1427 amino acids. Gene Ontology annotation, biological process: regulation of transcription by RNA polymerase II. The record is from RefSeq and is a predicted model, not a curated record.